This is a messenger RNA of Theileria annulata, 1422 nucleotides long. RefSeq lists its product as uncharacterized. Bases 1 to 1422 code for a protein of 473 amino acids. The transcript is spliced from 3 exons. NCBI's taxonomy places the organism in Eukaryota, Apicomplexa, Aconoidasida, Piroplasmida, Theileriidae. The record is from RefSeq and is a predicted model, not a curated record.
AUGUGGGCGACGAAAACAAUCAAAAAGUAUUGGAAGAGUUACAAGUUUAGGAAAUUUAUUAACAGCCAAAAGGACGAGUUGAUGCAGGAUUUAUACAAGAAAGAAGUCCAGCAAAUUACAAGGAAUGAAAUUAUAACAUCGCUGUCCCUAUUACAGAAAUAUAAAUACGGCUUACUACCAUUACAUGUUAACGUAUCAACAAAAUUGGACGAAUUUUACCCGAAUGGCUGGAGCAACAGUCUAGGUAUGGUAUUGAGGGUUAACGAGGAUAAGCAAAUAACUAACGCGGCGAUGGGAAUGUUUCAUACAGUGUUGGUUUUGAACGGAUCUCAAGUGUACACUUAUGGAUUAAAUGACUACAACCAGCUUGGGUAUACAAACCGAAACGAAUUGACUGGAAAUGUUACCUUCAGAGAUAAAAGUGUUGAAAAGAGUAUAAGACUAGAGCCCAUGGUCAUGAUAAAGGAGGGCUUGAAGGUAAAGGAGGUAACUUGUGGGCUUGAGCAUACAGUGAUGUUGUUAAAUGAUGGUAGUGUGUAUUCUUGGGGUUUAAAUCGCAAUGGACAGUGUGCACAGAUGCAAUGCUAUGAGGUUAUAUCAACACCGACACUAGUGACCUUUACAAAUGAUAGCCCAGUUAGGGUUGUAACAUCGGGAAAUCAUCACGUAUGCUGUUUGAACCACGACUACGAGUUGUUCGUCUGGGGAAAGGCGUUCCACCUUGGACUCAACUGUUCAGAUUUAUUCAGACCUAUGAAAUUGGAAACGAAAUUGAAUCUAAAAUCAGUAUAUGCUGGAAAACAAGUCUCUUAUCUUCUCGAUCAGGAACAUAACCUAUACAGCUUUGGAACGACAUAUAAUGGACAGCUCGGAUAUCCGUCAAAUAGUCUGGAUAAAUCAUUUGAAGUUAACAGGAGGAAAAAUGAACUUGGGAAUCUAACUUGCUCAGGGGAAACCAGCGGUUCUACAACGUUUAGGUUUGUUCUUAAUCAGGUGGCUGAUGUUAGUGUCGGAAACAACUUUACUGUGGCACUGGAUGUGUACGGGAAUUUGUGGCAGUGGGGAACGUUUUUGGUUGUAAAUUCAAGCACUGAAACGUUCGAGCAGAAAACAGAAUAUAAUCCAUUCCUAGUAAGGGUGGAUAAGAAGAUUCUCAAGUCACCUUUGGCAAAGGUAUCAGCAGGGUGGUGGGAGGUCAACCUUCUAACUGAGUCGUUAUCACUGUACGGAUACAACUAUCUAAGAUUAGAAAACAAACCAGUGGAUGAAAACAGUCAGAAACUAGAAGAAGGUGGUCAAGAAAAUUCAACAGUAUACUCUCCAAUUCUCUUUAGUUACCCGGGAUUGGCAGGAAUGAUGCCAAAGGACGUUAAAACGCUGGCCUCACCGACCAUAACUGUGACUAUGGUAAGAACAGACUGA